AUGGCGGCGGCCCGCGGCUGCCCCCCGGCGGGCUCCGGGGACCGCGCCCUGGCCGAGCUGCUGCUGGAGUUCUCCCGGGCACAGUACCGCGCCAAGGAUGGCGGCGGCGCUGCCGCUAAGGUGGAGCGGAUCGAGCGGCGGUGCCUGGAACUCUUUGGCCGUGACUACCGCUACAGCGUGAUCCCCAAUGCGCACGGCGAGGUCUGCGCCCACUACCCACGGCACAUCGUCCUCCUGGAGCGCGACGCCAGCGCUGGCCGCGACCCGUUUGAGAGCACUGUGCAGGUUGGCAAACUGCAGGACCUUAUCAACCGAAGUAAGAUGGCGAGGUGUAGAGGACGAUUUGUUUGCCCAGUCAUUCUGUACAAGGGAAAGCAUAUUUGCAGAUCAGCAACGCUGGCCGGCUGGGGAGAGCUCUAUGGGCGUACUGGCUACAACUAUAUCUUCUCAGGAGGUUCUGAUGAUGCUUGGGCAGAUGCAGAAGACAUUUCAGAGGAAGAUUCUGCACUUAGAAAUGCAGACUCCCAGUUGUUUGACAAGGUCAGAGGGCAUGACAUCAAGCUGCUUCGAUACUUGUCUGUCCGAUAUAUCUGUGACCUGAUGGUGGAAAACAAGAAGGUGAAGUUUGGCUUGAAUGUGACGUCUUCUGAGAAGGUGGACAAAGCUCAACGUUAUGCUGAUUUCACACUUCUCUCCAUCCCAUAUCCAGGCUGUGAAUUUUUUAAGGAGUACAAAGACCGGGAUUACACAGCUGAAGGUCUUAUAUUUAACUGGAAACAGGAUUAUGUAGAUGCUCCAUUAAGUAUCCCAGUCUCUCUGACCCAAUCUCUGAACAUUGAUUGGAGCGAGUACCAGAGCUGGGACCUUGUGCAACAGACACAGAAUUACCUGAAGCUGCUGAUCUCCAUCAUCAAUAGUGAUGAUGACAGCGGGCUCCUGGUGCACUGUAUAUCCGGCUGGGAUCGAACUCCUCUCUUCAUCUCCUUAUUGCGCCUCUCCUUAUGGGCUGAUGGGCUGAUCCACACGUCCCUGGAGCCGUCUGAGAUUCUCUAUCUGACAGUGGCCUAUGACUGGUUUCUCUUUGGGCACAUGUUAGUCGAUCGACUCAGUAAAGGAGAAGAGAUUUUCUUUUUCUGCUUCAAUUUUCUGAAGCACAUCACCUCUGAGGAGUUCUCUGCUGUGAAGUCGCAGAGAAGGAAGAGUUUGCCACCCGGCUUCACGCUGGAAGAGAUCUGCAUGCUCAAGCAGAGGGACCGAGGCAGCACCACAAGUCUGAGCAGUGACUUCUCCCUGGGGAUGGAAAGUUCCCCUGGAGCAGCUGGGAGCUUCACCUAUGAAGCAGUGGAGCUGAUGCCAGCAGGAGCACAGGCUCAAGCAGCAUGGAGGAAGAGCUGUGCAUCAUCGCCACAAGCUGUGCUCUGGAGCAGGACACAGCAGUCUGAAGACAGGCUGCCUUCCACAGGGAUGGUUGAAGUCAAGUCCUCCAGCUCCUCCUCAUCAACCCAUUCUGAUAACUUCCUAAGGAUUGGAAGCAGCCCACUGGAAGUGCCCAGAUCCAGAUCGGUGGACCAUUCUCUGCCCGGAUCUUCCGUUUCCACAGACUUUGGCAGCUGGCAGAUGGUGACAGGGUGUGGCAGUAUUCGAGAGCAGGCAAUCCUGAGCGCAGACGCCUCUCUCCCUUGCAGCUUCCCGGAUGAGUUCCCUAGCACUUGUCUGCUGGUGUCAGCGAGCGACCGCGAGUCCCGGCUGGAAGAAGUGCGGUCUGCCUUUCUGGCCAGCUACAGCCGGACCAUUGGCCUGAAGGCCGUGCCCCCCAGCCCCUCGGGGGCCAUCGGUGGCCUCCUCGAGCAGUUCGUGCGGGGCGUGGGACUGAGAGGCAGCAGCACGCUUUGAGCGUGGCCUUCCCGCACCCCUGGCUGGAGAACCGGG
Molecule: messenger RNA, 1929 nt
Organism: Gavia stellata (red-throated loon)
Lineage: Eukaryota; Metazoa; Chordata; Aves; Gaviiformes; Gaviidae
Gene: MTMR14
Product: myotubularin related protein 14
Exons: 19
Coding region: 1-1893 (630 amino acids)
Biological process (GO): dephosphorylation
Molecular function (GO): phosphatidylinositol-3-phosphate phosphatase activity
Source: RefSeq, a predicted model, not a curated record